UGAUGGCCUAUGGCAGUAGGUUGAAAACGUUUGUUAACAAAGGAUUCUCUCAGCAAAAUGUUCAAGUGUUGUAGUAAGAUUGUAAUUCAGAAAGCGUAUUUGUUGUCAUUUUUGCAAUAUUGAAAUCAUUUUCGUGCCUUUUAUAUUCGUCGCUCUUGCCGCAUAUUCUGUUAAGAAUAUGGAAGAUAUUGGGUCUAAACGACAAUUAUCUCAAUCUUUUAAAAAUAAGAAGAGACAAAAUGAUAUCACUUUAAAAUGGUUAGGAGAAAAUUAUUGUUCUUACGAAGGUGUAUGUUUACCACGAGGAAUCGUUUACGAACAUUAUUUAGAUUUUUGUCGCAAAGAAAAGCUGCAACCCACUUGCAAGGCAACAUUUGGAAAGAUAAUCAGAAUUAAAUUUCCUAAUGUGACUUCAAAGAGAUUAGGAGCCAGAGGACAUUCCAAGUAUCAUUAUCAUGGAAUCGGUAUUCGAGAAAACAGCGAAUAUUAUGAAACAGUAUACACUAAUAGAGGUCUAACCAGGUUUUCCGGUUGUAAGAUGAAAAACGAGGGCGGAUUUACUAGAAAGUAUACAUUAAGUACUCGAACCGGAACUCUUCUUCCAGAGUUUCCGGUAGCUUCUCAUUUGAAAAUCCCUGAAACUAUACAACCGGAAUUGUUGCAGAUAUUUUUAACCAUGUACAAGACUCAUUGCCAAUGCGUAUUGGAUACCACUAUAGGCGGAAAUUUCGAAGAAAUAAGAAGCUACUUAUUGCAUUUUUGGCAAGGCCUUCCAGAUCAUUUGCUUCCUCUAGUCAAACACCAAUUUGUCAAUGAUAUUGUUGCAGUAUGCGAUUGGAUCUUGUAUAAAACUCUAAUAGACGUAUUAAUUCCUUCUACGUUACAAGAGAUGCCAGAAACGUUAUUGUGUGAGAUCAGAAAUUUGGCUCAUCACUGGAAAACAUGGUUGACUUCCUCGUUAGAAAAACUUCCAGAAGGUCUAUCCAAAGCUAAACUACCGGUAGCGAAUCUUUUUUCAGUGUCUUUGAAGAGACAAGUAUCAUUUCUCCACCUGGCUCAAAUUACGCGUCCCAUUUUAUAUGACCAGAGACAUAUCAAGGCCAUAACAGAAGAUGUGGAAAAUGUUGAGUUAUCUACAAUUAGUACUUUAUAUACAUCUGGAGAUUGCAACGGCGAAAUCUGUUUUAACACUGAAUUUUUUCGUCAGUUUAAAGACCAACUUAGGCGACAAGCAACAAUUGAAGGAUUUAUCGAGUGGAUGGACGAAUUAGUUGAAAAGAAAGUAUUGAAGCUAGGAAAGCAAGAAAAUUUUCGACAGAGAGCCCAAGAUUUUCUUUUAAAAUGGUCCUUUUUCGGUGUACAAAUUAUGUAUAGUAUGACCAUGAAUAACGCUGAAAAUUUUGCUUCUUUUCACUUGCUUCGAUUGCUGCUAGAUGAAUACUUAUUACUAACAAUGGAGUCUCAGUUCGAGUACGAAAAAGAAACAGAACUACAAGCGCUUCUUCAGAGUUAUUUAAAAAAUCCUGAUAACAAUGGAAACCAAUUAUUUUCGGCUCCAACAUCUUGUUAUUUGGUUCAACGACAUCAGCUGUCACCUGGAGUUACCAAUCAUUGGCAGAAAAAUCAAGAAGGUAAAAAAGAAAGACGACAACCUGUAGCAACUGUCAGACCUACUCGAAUCAUCAAUCGCUUGAUAGAUGAUAGUGUUACAUCCGAUACAAGGCGCUACAAUAAUCGAACCAGUCAAUCAGAGAAUCAUUCCACAUGGUAUUUCAAAGAUUCGCACUGCUACGCAAACCAUGGCCAGAAUUACGGAGGAGAAAUUAGCCAAAGUUUACCAUUACAACAUUUUCACAAUGCAACCACCAGACAGAUAAGUUCUCAAUCAUAUUCCAUGUAUUAUCAGCAACUGCCUGAAGAAAUGUAUAACAACACUGCCCAGAUUCAACAAGAUAGCUGUAUGCAUUCAGCAAUAAAUUAUUUUCCGUCAGAUGAUUACGGAAAACAAAUUACGAACGGUGAUAAUAUGGCUGCAACAAGAAUGGCUCAUGAUUAUCCCUUAUUUGGAACUCAGAAUUACGGAGAUUAUGCAUCCGAAAGUAAACAUCACCUUGGUAAGAUAAGUGACGAAUACACUUUGCAUAGAAAUAAAUUUCUUAACUUAUUACUUUUACAGUUCAUGGAAAUUAUUACAAUCAUCAGCAGUUCGUUUCCAAUGCAGAUGCUUGCUAUAGGAAUGAAUUAUCCUAUAUUACACCCGAUUUGCCAUCCAUUGGAACAAUGUUUGUUCAAUGAUAAUGCUUUUUACCACUUGGAUCGAUUUGUACAGUUGACAAUAUAGACGAUUCUUAUUUAUUUAUUUAAAUAUCUUCAAAUAAAAAUGUUUAAAUUUCUGUAUCCAAAUUUACUACUUUUAUUUAUAAUUUAUUAAAAUUAUCGGUGAAAUCAGUAAGGGAAGAAUUCGACAAUCUCAAUAAAAUCGUUACAGGAGGAAAUAUGAGAAUUUAUAUUAUUUUCUGCAUUUUCACGCAGAACUUUACUGAAAUUCGUUUUUGCUUUCAUAUGCCCAAAAUUUCCGAUGCAUCCUUUAGAAAUUAUUUUUAA
Molecule: messenger RNA, 2604 nt
Organism: Centruroides sculpturatus (bark scorpion)
Lineage: Eukaryota; Metazoa; Arthropoda; Arachnida; Scorpiones; Buthidae
Product: DNA-binding protein RFX6-like
Exons: 18
Coding region: 179-2341 (720 amino acids)
Biological process (GO): regulation of transcription by RNA polymerase II
Molecular function (GO): DNA-binding transcription factor activity, RNA polymerase II-specific; RNA polymerase II cis-regulatory region sequence-specific DNA binding
Source: RefSeq, a predicted model, not a curated record